This is a messenger RNA of Rhinichthys klamathensis goyatoka, 3367 nucleotides long. RefSeq names its product NACHT, LRR and PYD domains-containing protein 3-like. The transcript has 10 exons. Gene Ontology annotation, molecular function: protein binding. The coding region runs from base 1 to 3231 and encodes 1076 amino acids. Lineage: Eukaryota; Metazoa; Chordata; Actinopteri; Cypriniformes; Leuciscidae. The record is from RefSeq and is a predicted model, not a curated record.
AUGAUGGAAACGGUUUUAGAGCUGCUUAUAUAUAUUCUAGAAGACCUGGAACAAUACUAUCUGAAAAGAUUUAGGAGUCUCUUAAAACAACAUGAAGCCAUUCGAGCUGGUAAACUGGAGAAUGCUGAUGCCACUGAUAUAGUGAAUAUAAUGUUAAAGUGUUUUGGAGAAGAAGAAGCUGUGAAGAUCACACUGAACAUCCUGAGGAAGAUUAACCAGAAUCAGCUGGCUGAAGAGUUACAGGACAAGUACACUGAAGUACAAAAGUCAUUAAAAGAAGCUGAGAAAGACGGAAGAAAACAAGAUGAUUUAUGGGUGCAGGGAUUCUUGGAAACUCACAAACUUAACAUGAAGAAGAAAGUAGAACACAUUUUUGAGUGUAAAGAGGAAAAUGAAGCACAUCUAAAGGAUGUUUUCACAGAACUCUUUAUUACGGAGGGGGAUCUUAAAGAAGUCAAUCAAGAACAUGAGAUUCGGCAGAUUGAUGACACCAUUAAACCCCGUAAAUCACAGAACCGUUCAAUCAAAUGCAAUGAUGUAUUUAGUCUGAACAAAAGUGAAAAGAAAAAGAUUGUUCUGACCAAAGGCAUCGCUGGCAUUGGAAAAACUGUCUUAGUGCACAGGUUCAUUCUGGACUGGGCAGAAAAAAAAGCUAAUCAGGAUAUAGACUGUGUUUUCCUGCUUCCAUUUCGAAAGAUUAACUGCAUUAAAGACAGAAAUUUCAGUCUGCAUGAGUUUCUACAGAGAUUUAAUCCUGAACUGAAGGACCUGAAAACAGCACAGAUACGUAAGAUAUAUAGUUGUAAGCUUGCGUUUAUCUUUGAUGGACUGGAUGAGAGUCGACUCCCUUUGGAUUUUGACUGUAAAAUUGAAAGCUGUGUUGAGGAGCGAUCAUCUAUAGAUCAACUGUUUACAAGUCUGGUAAAUGGGACUCUGCUUCCAUCAGCUCGCAUCUGGGUGACCUCACGACCAGCAGCAGCCAAUCAGAUCCCUCUUGAGUAUGUGUUAUUCACGGAAGUGAAAGGAUUCACUGACCAGCAGAAGGAUGAUUAUUUCAAAAAGAGAAUCAAAGAUGAGAUUCAGGCCUCCAGAAUGAUCUCACACAUUAAGAAAUCUCGUUGUCUCUACAUCAUGUGUUACAUUCCCAUGUUCUGUUGGAUCAUAGCCACUGUUCUUCGGGACAUCCCCAUUGGUAACGAUGCAGAGAACAUCAACACAACACUCACUGAAAUGUACAUCCACUUCCUGCUGAUACAAAUGAACAUGAAGAGCCAGAAGUGUGACAGAAAAACAGAAAGAGAACGAACCAACCUUUUGGAUUCCAAUAAAACAAUGAUUUUGAAGUUAGCCAAGCUAGCGUUUGAACAGCUGAAGAAAGAAAACUAUGUGUUCUAUGUUGAAGAUCUAAAAGCAUGUGGUAUUGAAGUGAGUGAAGACUUUGAGUCCACAGGAAUGCUAACUGAGAUCUUUCAGCAAGAAGCUGGACUUCAUGAGAUGAAGGUCUUCUGCUUCGUGCAUCUGAGUGUUCAAGAGUUCUUUGCUGCAGUGCAUGUGUUUCUCUGCUACCUGAACAAGAACAUGGACGAGCUACAGUUUUUCUUUGAAGAAACCCAAAACUGUUUCUCAAAAACUAAAAAACUAAAGAAAAAACUUCUUUCUCCUUUUAAAACAGACAACCCCCACAAAAAUAUUCUCUUGCAUGAUUUACUAAAGAAGGCUGUUGAGAAAGCAAUUCAAAGUCAGAAAGGACAUUUAGACCUAUUUUUACGGUUUCUGCUGGGCAUUUCACUGAAAUCAAAUCAGAACCUGCUCCGAGGCCUGAUCUCACAAAUAGAAGACAGCAAAGACAGCGUCACAGAAACAACCAAACACAUUACAGAACAAUUACAAAACCGGGAUAUCUCACCUGAAACUUCAGUAAACCUGUUCUAUGGCUUACUGGAGCUCAAUGACAAAUCAUUAUAUACAGAAAUCCAGCGAUACUUCAGAUCAACUCCAGAAAGAAGACUCUCGUCUUCCAUGUGCUCAUUGAUGGCUUACGUAUUGCUGAUGUCAAAGACGGUGCUGGAUGAGCUCGACCUGAAGAUGUACAAGACAUCAGGGGGAAGCCAAUUGAAUCUCCUGCCAGCUGUAAGAUGCUGCAGAAAAGCCAUACUCUCCUCAUGUGCACUUGAUGACACCUGCUGUGAAACUGUGGCUUUGGCCCUGCAGAUACCAAACUCACCCCUGAUAGAGCUGGACAUGAGUGACAAUGAGCUGCAGAAUUCAGGAGUGAAGCUGCUCUCUGAUGGACUGAAGAGCCCAAACUGUCAGCUGAAUACACUGAGGUUGGCAAAUUGUAAUCUCACUGAUCAGUGCUGUGAAAUCAGUCUGGCAUCAGUUCUACAAUCAUCAAACUCCCAUCUGAUAGAGCUGGACAUGAGUGGCAAUGAGUUGUAUGAUUCAGGGGUGAAGCUGCUCUCUGAUGGACUGAACAGCCCAAACUGUCAGCUGAAGAAACUGAGUUUGAAAGACUGUUAUCUCACUGGUCAGUGCUGUGAAUUUGUGGCAUCACUUCUCCAAUCAUCAAACUCCCAUUUGAUAGAGCUGGACAUGAGUGGCAAUAAGUUGCAUGAUUCUGGAGUGAAGCUGCUCUCUGAUGGACAAAAGAGCCCAAACUGUCAGCUAAAGAUACUGAGAUUGGCUGGCUGUAGACUCACUGGUCAGUGCUGUGGAUAUGUGGCAUCAGUUCUACAAUCCUCAAACUCCCGUCUGAUAGAGCUGGACAUGAGGGACAAUGGCCUGCAGGAUUCAGGAGUGAAGCUGCUCUCUGAUGGACUGAAGAGCCCAAACUGUCAGCUGAAGAAACUGAGAUUGGCAGGCUGUAUACUCACUUGUCAGUGCUGUGAAUAUGUGGCAUCAGUUCUACAAUCUUCAAACUCCUGUCUGAAAGAGCUGGACAUGAGUGUCAAUUCCCUGUGUGAUUCGGGUGUGAAACUGCUCUCUGAUGGACUGAAGAGCCCAAACUGUCAGCUGGAGAUACUGGGAUUAUCUAACUGUGAGAUCACAGAUGAAGGCUGCUGUUUUUUGGCUUCAGCUCUGCGUUCAAACCCCCCACACCUGAGAGAGCUGGAUCUUAGCGACAAUCGCACGGGAGAAUCAGGAGGCAAGAUGCUCUCUGAUCUACGGAAUGAUCCAAACUGCACACUGAACAAACUUAAGUUAACACCUUUGUGGUCUCACACUGGAUAAAAAACACAGCAAACACUUGUCUCAUUCUGUCUGAGGAGAACAUCAGUUCUAUCAUCAUCUUUCAGAGAGAUUUGAUGAGGAUCGUCAGAUUCUGUGUAGGCCGAUUGGAAUCACAGGUUGGCUGAAAUAUCACUUG